AUGGAGAAACAGCCCGCGUCCCAGCUGGUGGGCGCUGAUCGACGCGACGAGGCCGUGGUGUACCUCGAGGGCCACGGGGAUGUGCAUGCUGACGUCAAUCUGGCGACUCUGCGCCGCAAGAUUGAUCGGCGGUUGAUGCCCUUUAUGUUCUGCUGCUACGUGCUGCAGUUCCUGGACAAGGUCAUGUUGAAUUAUGCCGCUGUAAUGGGACUGAGGACAGACCUCAAACUGGUCGGCAACGAGUUCUCCAACACGGCGACAUGGUUCUUCAUCGCAUACCUGAUCGCAGAGGUCCCCAAUGUGUACUGUCUGCAGAAAGUCCCUGCGGCCAAGUGGCUCGGAGGGAAUGUCUUUCUCUGGGGCAUCGCGGCCGCGGCCUCUGCGGGCGCCAGCGACUACCGCAGUCUGCUGGUCGCGCGAGUGUUCCUCGGUAUCUUCGAAGCGACGGUUGGCCCGUCGCUGAUGCUGCUGAGUAGUCAGUAUUAUACGCGCAGUGAACAAGCCCCCCGGUUUACCUUCUGGUACAUGGGUCUGGGUGUCGCCCAGAUCCUGGGCGGGAUUAUCUCGUUCGCCUUCCAGCACGUUCACCAUGCGUCCCUGGAAGGAUGGCGCAUUAUGUUCCUGGUUCUGGGGCUGGUCACUGCCAUCGUUGGCACCUUGACCUUCUUCUUCAUCCCAGAUACGCCGAUGAAAGCUAAAUGGCUCUCGGAGGCGGAGAAGAUCGCUCUCCUGCAGCAUGUGGGCGAAAACCAGACUGGUGUAUGGAGCACCACCCCGAACUGGAAGCAGAUUCGUGAGGCCAUUUGCGACAUCCAGCUCUGGCUCCUGACUCUGACGACGAUCCUGAUCUCCGUGUCAAGCGGUGUGGUAACCACAUAUUCGGCAACUUUGAUCGCCGGCUUUGGCUUCUCCCCCCAGAUCUCAGCCCUCCUCAAUACCCCCGGCGGCAUCGUCAGCAUCUUCUUCACCCUCCUUGUCGGGUUCGGCAUCCGCAGAACCUCCCACCGCUGGGCCUGGAACGUGCUUUGCACCAUUCCCGGCAUCAUCGGCGGCGGUCUGCUCUCCUUCCUUCCAAAGAGCAACAAAGCCGGCGUGCUCAUCGGCAUCUACCUGGUCAACGCUAUCGUCGCCACCUUACCAAUCCUCUACCAGUGGACCAUGGCCAACUGUGCCGGCCACACCAAGCGCGCCUUCGCCAGCGCCCUCGUCGCCGGUUCCUUUUCUAUCGGCAACAUUAUCGGCCCCCAGACCUUCCAGGCGCGUGAUGCUCCUGGGUAUAGGCCGGCCAAGAUUGCCGUUCUGGCGACGCAGGCUGCGGCAGCGGUGGUGUCGGUGGUGCUCUUUUUGUAUUACCUGCGGCAGAAUCGUCGCAGAGAUCAGACCAAGGGCCCGGUAGAUGAGGCUAAGGUGGAUGAGAUGAAAUGGGCUGGGCUCACGGAUCGGGAAAAUCCUAACUUCCGCUAUGCGUAUUGA
This is a messenger RNA of Penicillium canariense, 1473 nucleotides long. RefSeq names its product putative MFS transporter. Bases 1 to 1473 code for a protein of 490 amino acids. Gene Ontology annotation, cellular component: membrane. The transcript has 4 exons. Gene Ontology annotation, molecular function: transmembrane transporter activity. Lineage: Eukaryota; Fungi; Ascomycota; Eurotiomycetes; Eurotiales; Aspergillaceae. Gene Ontology annotation, biological process: transmembrane transport. The record is from RefSeq and is a predicted model, not a curated record.